UUACAUGAAUUCCCCCCCUCCUUUCUCUUUUUUCUCUCGUUAAUGGAGAAUCAAGCAGCAGGUGAAACUUCAUCCACUGAGUCCCAAAUCACUUCCAUCCACCCUCCUCCUCCUCCUCCUCCUCCUCCUGCCGCCCUCGGAGGAAACCACAUGAAACGGAGUCCAUCAGAAUUAGCGAUGGCGGAGCUUUUUAAUUUUAACGCAGCAUCAGACCUGACUCAAAACAGCAUUUUCUAUCACCAAACUUUCCAUGAACUUACCGACCAGCUUUUGGCUGAAGAUCUUUCCUUUGGUUUCAAGAAUCGGGAAAUGAUGAACGGGUUUCCGAGCGAUAAUGUGUGGGCAGAAAAUCCCACACCACAUAAGCGAACCAGGAUCAAUAUUGCAGCAGCCAUUGAUUCUCAGUCAUCCAUAUGUGGCAGAGGAAACUGGUCAGGUGGAAGUGAUCAUAAACCCAAAAAAUGUAGCGAAGAAAGUGAAAUAAUGGCAAGAGGAACAAGCAGUGGUUCAUCGGCCGGGGAUCAAUUAUCUGAUGAUGAAGUUGGUCCAUGCGAGCAAAGCCUUGAUCCUACUCAUUUGAAACGCAUUAGAAGGAUGGUCUCCAACCGAGAGUCUGCAAGGCGAUCAAGGAAAAGAAAACAAGCACAUAUGGCUGACCUUGAAACCCAGGUUGAUCGACUGAGAGGAGAAAAUUCAUCUCUGUACAAGCAAUUUUCAAAUGCAACUCAACACUAUCGAGAGGCUGAUACAAAUAAUAGAGUGCUUAAAUCGGAUGUGGAAGCUCUCAGAGCCAAGGUUAAGUUAGCAGAAGAUAUAGUGACUCGAGGGUCACUUACGUGUGGAUUGAAUCAACUUCUUCAAAGUCAUUUAAGCACACCACAACCUGCAGUAACCAAUCAAAAUAAUCUACGUCAAUUAUCAAACGUACCAGUAUCAGUUUCAGUCUCUCCAACAAUUACUGUUCAUGGAGAUAAUAAUGCAAAUUCAUCUUCAUAUGCUACUGGGAUGCCUCACAAUUCCUCACUCAAUGCUUCUGAUAUCAACAAUGGAAUCCUUAAUAGCGAUGCUGCAAGCUGUGUCUCUGAGAUUUGGCAUUGAAUUAAUAAAAAUGGAGACUUUUUUUUUUUU
Messenger RNA from Pistacia vera, 1128 nucleotides. RefSeq names its product basic leucine zipper 9. The record is from RefSeq and is a predicted model, not a curated record. Gene Ontology annotation, biological process: regulation of DNA-templated transcription. Gene Ontology annotation, molecular function: DNA-binding transcription factor activity. Bases 43 to 1098 code for a protein of 351 amino acids. NCBI's taxonomy places the organism in Eukaryota, Viridiplantae, Streptophyta, Magnoliopsida, Sapindales, Anacardiaceae. The transcript has 4 exons.